CGGCACUUUUGCUCCACACUCAGAGGACAAUGCCGACUCACUCAUUGCUGCCAUUUGUGGAGAGCCCCGAUGGACUUGCCCAGGACAUUCUAAAAAAUAGCAGUGCAAGCAUUCCAAUGCCUGUGUCUAGCAUGACACCACACAACAACUACAUAGACAAGGGUGUCUCUGGAGGUGUGUCGCUAUCCUGUAUGUUCUGUGAUCAAGCUUUUUCUCACCAAGAUGAGCUAGGACCUCAUGUUUUAACUGAGCAUCCUACGACUUUCUAUGAGCCAGCUGUGCUUCGAGUUGAAGCAGAAUUCAGAAUCCCAGGAGAGAGACCUCGGCCAAAACCGUGCAGUCUACCCAGUGAAAAAGAUGAGGUUCACAGCUGCAUUGUAUGUGGUCAGGUAUCACAAGAUGCUAGUGAGCUGGAGACCCACAUGAGGAAACACAAGGAUUACUUUACUUACUGUUGCAAUGUUUGUGGACGGCGGUUUAGAGAGCCGUGGUUCCUCAAGAACCACAUGAAGAUGCAUGUAAAAUCAAAAAAUAAGGCACAGCAAGAGUUAGAGACCCCAGUCACAAUCAAUGGCAUUACCCAAGAGUAUGCUUCACAGUCUGUAGUCACUGUUUACAAAAUGUGCAUGGUAUGUGGGUUUUUCUUCCCUGACUAUGACAGUUUAGCUGAGCAUAGUAAAGUGCAUAAUCGAGAGGUAGAACCAGACAAAGAGAACAUGCAUGCCACUCCUGAAUCUACAAGCAAACAGGAAGCCUUCCUUCAAAGUAUGAAUCUUGUUCCUUGUUCUGCAAUAAAUAGUCUACAACAGGAAAUAUCAUCAAAAUGGAUUCCCCAGCUAGAUCCCUUUAACACUUAUCAGGCCUGGCAACUUGCUACAAAGGGCAAAAUAGCAGUUGGUCCGAGUAAUACUAAAGAUAUCGGCCAGGAAGCCAGCACGGACAAUGAAGACUGCAAUUCUGAUAAGGAGGAGGGUCAAGGCGACAAGGUUGCAAAAGAGUCUCUUAGGAAAGAGCAACAGUCUCAGCAGCAGGCUGGAGUGGAAAACCCCAAACUACAGCGGAGAUCCCUAAUGCAAAAAGUUAAUGACAAAGAGAGGCCGACCACUUGUGAGGAGUGUCAGAGAACCUUCAGGACAUACCACCAGUUAGUUCUCCAUUCCAGGGUGCACAAGCGCGAGAGAGGCGGUGAAGAGAGUCCAACUUCUUCUGUCGAAGGAAAGUUGUCGAGAGCUGGUUCAAUGGAGAAUGCAGAGGAAGGAUCUGAGGAGGGCUUUGAUGAGGCAGCACUGACUGACAACCUGGGUUCAGGUGAAGAUGGUUCUGAUCGAUCGAAAGGAAGGUCAAAAGAAUGCAGCUUCUGUGGCAAAUCAUUUAGAUCCAGCUAUUACCUCACCGUUCAUCUGAGGACUCACACAGGUGAAAAACCAUACAAGUGUGCAUAUUGCGACUAUGCUGCUGCCCAGAAAACAUCAUUGAAAUAUCACCUGGAUCGUCGCCACAAGGACAAACCUUAUGUUGACAUCCCUAGCAAACCCAUGCCUUCAAUGCCUUCCCCUAAUGAUGGAAAACAUGCACAUGACAAUGAGAAUCCCAUCUCAAAGACAACACUUUGGGUUCCUGGAGUCCGUUCUUGUACCACUGGAAUGCCAGAGAAUAGCAUAGAUAGCAAGCCUGGCAAACCACUCAUUCAGAUGUAUGAGAAAAUCAUUGCUAAGUCUGCUAGCUCCUCACCUACAGAGGCGCUCACAAAGUUCCCCACACCUGUUAAUCUGAAGAUGGAAACCGAGAACAUAAAAGAAGAAAACUCAGAGGGCCCUUUAAAUUUGUCCUUAAAAGUGUCUCUCUCCAUUGGUGUUGGUGCAGAUCCUGGAAAUGAACUAAUCCCAAUUGCCUGUUCGUUUUGUGCAUAUACAACCAUGUACCCAGAGGUUCUGAUAAUGCACAAAAAGCUGUCUCAUAAAGACAAGUGCAACAGUACAAAAAGGAAUAGUUUUGGGUGUGGUUUGAAACAAAGGCGUUACACAGGAUGCCCCCCUGCACUUGAAGGGAAAGAUGUAACCCCUCUUUCAGUGAUUGACAGGCGUCAUCCUCGUCGAACCAAAUCCCCACCCCCUCAAACAGCAAAACCUCAGGACAAGACGUCUGUUAACCCACCUCAAGGUUCUAAACCAUCUCUGGUCCAUGCCCCUCCGCAUGAUGUUGUCCAAGAAACCCAGUCCAAUAGACAGAACAUUGAUUUCGGGGCCAGACAGGAAUCAUCCAGGUAUACAGCAGUUGUAAGGAAACCGCACACAGGAACCAAAUAUGUAAUGGACCGAUCAGGCCUCCCAGACAGACUGGGAAUAGACGAAAGGAGUUAUCCAGUUAGAAGUGGUGUCAUUUGGCACUCCGAUGCUGCCAGAAUGUGCCUGUCAAGCCAAUUUGGUAGCCUACCCCAGAUGGAUUUUGGUGAAUCUUCCAGCAAAAGAUUGAAGUACAUGGCACCUACAGGCCGGGAAGCUGAGACCAGUGAGCAACCUGGAUUUAGAAGACCAGCUGGGGGUGGAUCCAGCAGGUUGAUAAUGUCGGGCAAAAGUGUCAAACCCACAUCACAAGGCCCAGGUCCAUCCACUGUCUCUGAGGCUUUGGCUCCUGUAAAGAAUACAUCAACGGUUAUUGGAGGCGGUUUGGACACUGACUGGAGUAUGAUGAACCUUUUGCAUUCCUACACACCCAAUGACCUGGUGUCACUCUAUCAUAGUACAUCAACUAACUCCAGUCAUGGAGGACUGGCCAACCCCAGAGCAGGAGGCAGAACUGUGCUGUACCAACACUUACCCACUUUGCCCAGCCUGCCAAGGAGAGAGCCCUCAGCUUUUUCUAAUCACUGCUAUAGAAGCGCUGACAAAACUACCUAAAAAAAAAAUUCAUAUAAACAUGGUAAGAGGUUUUUUGGGGGGGGUUUGAAGUCCUAUUUUUUCCCCUCUAUAUAUUGAACCGCUGCUACCUUAUUUUGGAGACAAUGUCCAUUGUACUGAUUAGAGAGUGAGAUGUUUUGUGAUCAGAAUGUGUCUUCUCUAAUGUAGUUUGUUUUCCGAUUUGAAGAUCAUCAUUUUUCUUUUUUUCUGUUUUUGAAUGAAUAAAAAAAGUGCAGAUCAUCACUCUCUGAAGUUAGUAUUCCACUAUGAUAUCUUUCCAUUCAGAACUGGUACUGAAACCAUGAUGGACCCACUAAUGUUUCAAUACCUGCAGGUGUCUGUGACACAAUAGUAAAUAUAAUUUGUGGGAAAAUGCAAAUAUGUCUGUAAGCUUUUAGUACAAAAAGCUGUAUUAAGUGUAAACCUAAGAAUAAUUUGUGUGAAAUGCUGCUGCUCUGUCAACUAACCUCUGAUGUGCAGGCAGUAAUUAUGCACUAUUUGUUUUCUCCUCCAAAACACUGAGUGGGGAAUUGUCAAAUGGCUUGAUUGUUUGGCCCAGUGGCUCACAAAUACACCAGAGUAAGGAGCGCUGUGUUGGUUGGCGGGGUCUACCUCAUGUUGUGGUCUAGACUUUAUUUUUGUAAAGCUGCUGUAGUAUCAUGUCAGCUGAAAUAUGACACCUAGUGGUCUUAUUUAUUAGAAAUGGAUGUUUUGUAGGACUAGACAGACAUGUUUGUCAUAAAACACAAGCUUAUCUAGUCCCACAACGUCUGAGGCCAUUUUGACCAGUGACACACAAUUAACUGUACCAUGGUUUGUAUUGUGUUUCUUUGAUUUACUUGGUUUUUACAAGCCCAGUUUAAAACACAGAACAGAUUUCCUGAUUACUUGUCCUCUUGAAAUGGAUAAAUGGCGUUAGUCUCAAAUCCAUAGGUUAUAAAAUGCUGUAAAGUUUCUAAAGUGCUGUUUGUGUGCUAAAUGGGCUGACUGUAUUAUUUGGACAGAUCUAGUCACUACCGAGGAAUUAGUCCAAGCAUAUUCUUGAAAGUGUUUUUGUUUCAAGUGGCAGCAGUCGUUCUAGACUGUCAUUAAGUGGCCUUUUUGUGACCGGCGUAAGAUAAAAAUACAAAGGCAGCUCAAUUAAUUUUACACUGAACAAAAACAAGUCUCAGGUUCACUCGUAUUUAUAAGCAGUGAGGCAUAGGUUUUGUAUUUUUGCCAGUUCUGGUUAAGUUAUUUGUCGUCUUGACAUUAUGUGUGCUCAUAUAAAAAUUACAAAAUUGUUUGAGAUUUGUAUGACACAUUUCAUUAAUAAAGUGAGAGGGGAGUAA
Betta splendens (Siamese fighting fish) is the source of this 4228-nucleotide messenger RNA. RefSeq names its product zinc finger protein 217 (gene znf217). NCBI's taxonomy places the organism in Eukaryota, Metazoa, Chordata, Actinopteri, Anabantiformes, Osphronemidae. Gene Ontology annotation, molecular function: DNA-binding transcription factor activity, RNA polymerase II-specific; RNA polymerase II cis-regulatory region sequence-specific DNA binding. The record is from RefSeq and is a predicted model, not a curated record. Gene Ontology annotation, biological process: regulation of DNA-templated transcription. Gene Ontology annotation, cellular component: nucleus. The coding region runs from base 30 to 2897 and encodes 955 amino acids. The transcript is spliced from 4 exons.